Messenger RNA from Paralichthys olivaceus (Japanese flounder), 1399 nucleotides. RefSeq names its product alpha-2-HS-glycoprotein 1 (gene ahsgb). Gene Ontology annotation, molecular function: endopeptidase inhibitor activity. NCBI's taxonomy places the organism in Eukaryota, Metazoa, Chordata, Actinopteri, Pleuronectiformes, Paralichthyidae. The record is from RefSeq and is a predicted model, not a curated record. Gene Ontology annotation, biological process: negative regulation of endopeptidase activity. Gene Ontology annotation, cellular component: extracellular region.
UCCAAGUCUAUAUAACAUGCCCGGCUGCAGCCGUCAGUGGUAUCUCUCCCCUCUGCACCAUGAAGGCAUUACAUGUCCUGGUGCUGCUGGUCUCAGCGGUGCUGCUCUGCAGCGCUGCUCCAGCUUUGGAGCCGGUGACGUGCAAUGAGGAUAACAGUGCUGCAGCAGCACGUCUGGCACUGCAUGACAUCAACGAGCACCACAUCCAUGGCUACAAGUUCCGGCUCAGUGGGAUCAAAGGGAACAAAAUGGAGAUGGUUGAUGACGGAUGUACCAUUGAGUUACACUUGGACCUUCUGGAGACAAAGUGUCCCACUGUCAUCCCCAAACACUUCGAGGACUGUGAAACCCGUUAUGAUUCUGAAACUAUAGUGAAGGCAAACUGCACUGUCAUGAUGACAGUAAAAUCUGGCAAAGCUGAUGUCAACAGAUACAACUGUGACACGCGAAAAGGGGAGAUGAUAGGGAUGUGCCCUGACUGUCCCUCGCUGAUACCACUCUCCAGCCUCGAGGGUGUCAACUCUGUUAGAAAAGCUGUGCAAAAAGUCAACAUGAACAACACCAACGUGCACUACUACGUCCUGAAGGAAGUGGGACGAGUGUUGAGUGGGUACAUACCGUCACAGGGGAUGUUCUACGCUGCUGAGUUUGUAAUUGUGGAGAGUCAUUGCCCAAUGGGAUCCAGAAUUGUCCCUGAAGCAUGCGAGCCCCUCUGCCCUGACAGAGCCCAUUAUGCUACCUGCCGUUCAUCUUAUACAAAUGGAGCUGGACUUCAGUCUGUUGAAUGUGAUUAUUAUACCCCAGUGAACACUACUGCUCUCGGCCCAGGUGAGCAGGAGCCCCAUUGUAGACGGUCUCAUCCAAUGCCUCCUCCUGAUCCUGUUGGCCACCCUGACCGAGAUGAUGAUCAUCCCUUUAUUCGAAGAGGGCCCCCACGCCCUGCUCAUGAUGAUAGACGAGGGCCCCCACCCCAUGCUCAUGAUAGACGAGGGCCCCCACCCCAUGCUCAUGAUGAUAUUCGAGGGCCCCCACCCCAUGCUCAUGAUGAUAUUCGAGGGCCCCCACCCCAUGCUGGCGGUGGAGGAACCUCACCCCCUGUUCAAGUUCAAUCUCAUGGACCUCCAUUCAGUGUCGACCCAGUUAUGCCAGCAAAAGUGCGCCCCUUCUUUAUCAAUCCCUGCAAUGGAGUCUUGCCCAACAGUGACCCAGCUAUCCACCCCAUUUGUCCCAAGCCUCUACCUGAACCACGCCAUGACGCAAAACCAGAGCAGUCCUGAAACACAAGCACAACAAUCAUUGACAGGCACUGUUCAGAAGACUUCUCGGAGUCUCUAAUGCACACAAAAAUGGUCCUAACAGCACACAUACAAUAAAGUGUCAUGUCUGUCAUUCAAACUUC